AUGAAGAUCAGAUGCCUUGCUCUUCUGUGCACACUGAUUGUGUUCUCUCAGAUAGUACACACUGACUGUAAAAGACAGAAAGAGAGAAAGAAGGGGCAAACAAACACAGGUGAAGGUGGAAGGCUAGAGUCCAGUUCCAAUCCCCAGAAUGGAAAGGGUCAGAAUGGCCGAGGACAGAAAGGCGCCCAUAAAGGCAAGUUUAUCAGCAAAGAGAAGUCUCAGUGCACCUGGACACUGAGUGAAAGAGAGACAGCUACCUUGAAAAUAGAUUGCAAGGAAAAGGACCACAACGUCUCCUGUGUAUUUUCAGGCAACCCUUCCACCUGCCCACAGUUUUCAGAAAAUAGGAAUGCCUUCUGGAAGCAAAUUACCAGGUCUCUGAAGAAGAAGAAGAACAUCUGUGAGGACCCAAAAGGUAUCCUGAAGUCUCAGAUCUGCAAGAAGGGACCUGCCAGCGCUCACCUUAGAUGGGUGACCUCACACAAUUCCCAACAAGGGAAGCCAGUUCUCCAUGAAAGGGAGACCUUGCCAGCGACAGCAACAGCUGUUGAAAAUCGACUAGAACAGGGAUCCAGAGACUGUGUUGAAGAUAUAGAUUAUAUUGAUCAGGGUAAAGUGGCUGAACAAUACUGCUCAGACUCAUGGCUAUCUCUCUGUAAGUUUUUUGUUACGAUGAUACAAGAUAAAAAGUGUAAGUAAAAUACAAAAC
This is a messenger RNA of Euleptes europaea (tarantolino), 709 nucleotides long. RefSeq names its product fibroblast growth factor binding protein 1 (gene FGFBP1). Gene Ontology annotation, biological process: cell-cell signaling. The record is from RefSeq and is a predicted model, not a curated record. Bases 1 to 699 code for a protein of 232 amino acids. NCBI's taxonomy places the organism in Eukaryota, Metazoa, Chordata, Lepidosauria, Squamata, Sphaerodactylidae. Gene Ontology annotation, molecular function: growth factor binding. The transcript has a single exon.